Molecule: messenger RNA, 10881 nt
Organism: Gryllus bimaculatus (two-spotted cricket)
Lineage: Eukaryota; Metazoa; Arthropoda; Insecta; Orthoptera; Gryllidae
Source: the annotation of a GenBank genome assembly
GCAGUAUAGUCAGAGUACAUGGCAAUAUAGUUCAUGGAGUAAACGAGAGUAUACUGCGAUUUUUUCAACUCUGCGCCUGACAAGUAUCCGCUGUUGACAGAUCCAUCCAAUCGAGAGGUUCUACGUCAUCAUAGUGACGUCACUUUAGUGACGUUCACGCUCUCGAUUAGAUGAAACUGGAAACAGCAGAUACCUGUCAGGGAGUUGAAAAAGUCGCAAUGCAACGACACCCGAACGACAUUGAUGAAGUUUGUUGUCUAGGUUAAAAGGUUGUAUUUAGAAAACGUUCCUAAACGGUGAAAUACUCUGAUAUUACUUCUGUCAUUAUUUUAACAUAUUAUGUGUGUGCUUUGUGAAUAGUGUAGUUAAUCGUAAUUUUUGGGAGUGUGGUGAGGUUAUGUGUGAAUAUAGAACAAUAUAAACUGUUCGCAGUCGUGAAUUUAUCGAAAACUAACCAUGGGAAAGCAUAGGGAAUCUCGACACGAAGAAAGUUCUAAACACAAAAGACAUAAAGAUGACAAGAAAUACGAAAGCAGACCUGGAACUUCUAAAACUUCUUACAGCAAGCGUCAUAAACGUUAUUCUGAUUCUGAUUCUUCUGAUGAGCAAAGUGGUGUUGAAAAGCAACGCCUCCAAGAUUUGCGAGAAAGGGAUGAAUUUGCUGAAAGGUUGAAAUUGAAAGAUAAGGAAAAAACUAGAAAUAUAGUUACUGGGUUUGAUAAGAAAGCUUAUGAAGAAGCUGCAAAGAGACUCAAACUUGAAUCAGAUGAUCGCAACAAAAUAAUACCAAAGCUGAGAAUUGAAUCCAGAAGGAAAUAUUUAGAGAAAAGAAAAGAUGACAAAGUAGCAGAAUUGGAAGCAGAUAUUAUUGAUGAUGAAUUCCUUUUUCAAGAAGAUGAAUUAACUGAACGUGAGAGAAAGGAUCGAGAACAUAAAAAAAAGUUACUUCAAUUAGCAAAGGAACAUGAAAAGGCUAGAGAAUUGGAAAAAGUUCAAAGAUAUCAUAUGCCUCAUGAUGCACGCAAGGGAAAAACCGAAGAGAAGUAUGAAGAGGUUGAUGAACGUGAAAAGGCUCCUCACUAUGAACAACGAAAAUGGGAGGAAGAACAAAUGUCGUCUGCUGUAUUUAGAUUUGGGGCAAGAGAUGCCAAAGAGAAACGAAUAAAAGAUGAGGGAAAAGACUAUGACUUGGUUUUAGACGAUCAAAUAGAGUUUAUUCAAGCUCUAACCCUUCCUGGAACAAAGGAUGAAAAAGACGAUGAAGAAAAAUUGUCAGAAACUCAGAAAAAGCGGUUGACACUUGAAGAGACCCGACGGAGUCUUCCCAUUUUCCCGUUCAAAGAAGACCUUAUACAAGCUGUGAGGGACCAUCAGGUUUUAAUUAUCGAUGGUGAAACUGGAUCUGGUAAAACUACUCAAAUUCCACAAUACUUGUACGAUGCUGGAUUUACUAAAGACAAGAAGAAAAUUGGUUGCACUCAGCCUCGCAGAGUGGCUGCCAUGAGUGUUGCUGCACGUGUUGCAGAAGAAAUGAGUGUUAAGCUGGGCAAUGAGGUAGGAUACAGUAUUAGGUUUGAAGAUUGUACAUCUGAGCGGACAAUUAUCAAAUACAUGACUGAUGGCACUUUACAUAGAGAGUUUCUUUCUGAACCAGAUCUUCAAUCUUACAGUGUUAUGAUCAUCGACGAGGCUCACGAAAGAACUCUACAUACAGAUAUUCUCUUUGGAUUAGUCAAAGAUAUUGCCCGUUUUCGACCCGAUUUGAAACUUCUUAUUUCUAGUGCUACAUUAGAUGCGCAGAAAUUUUCGGAUUUCUUUGAUGAAGCACCAAUUUUCCGGAUCAGAGGUCGUUGUUUUCCUGUGGACAUUUAUUACACAAAAGCUCCUGAAGCAGAUUACAUAGAUGCAUGUGUUGUCUCCAUUCUCCAAAUCCACGCAACUCAAUCUUUAGGUGAUAUAUUGGUAUUUCUUACUGGGCAAGAAGAAAUUGAAACAUGCCAAGAAUUAUUGCAGGAAAGAGUUCGCAGACUAGGUUCUAAAAUAAAGGAAUUGAUCAUUCUGCCUGUGUAUUCAAAUUUGCCGAGCGACAUGCAAGCUAAAAUUUUUCUCCCAACUCCUCCUGGUGCUCGUAAGGUUGUGUUGGCAACUAAUAUUGCUGAAACAUCUCUAACAAUUGAUAAUAUUAUAUAUGUUAUUGACCCUGGAUUUUGUAAACAAAAUAAUUUUAAUUCAAGAACUGGGAUGGAGUCUCUAAUUGUAGUUCCUAUAUCAAAGGCUUCUGCCAAUCAGAGAGCUGGAAGAGCAGGUCGUGUAGCAGCAGGAAAAUGUUUUCGGUUGUACACUGCAUGGGCUUAUCAACAUGAAUUGGAAGAAAAUACAAUUCCUGAAAUUCAGCGAAUUAACCUUGGCAAUGCAGUUCUUACUUUGAAGGCCCUAGGAAUAAAUGACCUUGUGCACUUUGAUUUUCUGGAUCCACCUCCCCAUGAAACAUUGGUCCUGGCUUUAGAGCAACUGUAUGCAUUGGGAGCACUGAAUCACCACGGUGAACUCACAAAGUUGGGCCGCCGAAUGGCAGAGUUUCCUGUUGAUCCAAUGAUGGGGAAAAUGCUCCUGGCUUCUGAAAAAUACAAAUGUUCAGAAGAAAUAUUGACAAUUUCUGCAAUGUUGUCAGUGAAUGGAGCCAUAUUCUACAGACCAAAGGAUAAAAUUAUUCAUGCAGACACUGCACGAAAAAAUUUCUUUGCUGUGGGUGGGGAUCAUCUCACAUUAAUGAAUGUAUACAAUCAGUGGGCAGAAACAGAUUUCUCCACACAGUGGUGUUAUGAAAAUUUUAUACAGCAUCGGUCCAUGAAACGAGCUCGUGAUGUACGGGAGCAGCUUGCAGGUUUAAUGGAAAGAGUUGAAAUUGAACUUGUGUCAAACCCAACAGAAACAGCAAAUAUCAGAAAGGCAAUAACAGCUGGAUAUUUCUACCAUGUGGCUCGCCUCUCAAAAGGAGGCCAUUACAAGACUGUGAAACACCAACAGACUGUGACAAUUCACCCUAACAGUAGUAUGUUUGAAGACCUUCCUCGAUGGGUUCUUUAUCAUGAGUUGGUAUUUACCACUAAGGAAUUUAUGAGAACGGUAUCGGAAAUAGAAAGCAAAUGGCUGUUAGAAGUUGCACCUCAUUAUUACAAGCCACGUGAAUUGGAGGACUCGACCAAUAAAAAAAUGCCCAAGCAAGUGGGAAAAUCUCGAGCAGAACUUGGAGAUCAUUAAAAAGCAGUUUUGCAGUGAAUUAUUUUUAUUAGAUCAAGAUUUACAAGCUCAGCCUUUCUCCAGUAUUCGUGUGUGCAGUUUAUUGAGGACUAAUACAUAAUCCAGAAUACUUACGAGCUUUGUUUCUCAGAAUAAUUAGAAGUUUCCCUUCACUCAUCCUGAUGUGAAACACACCAGUGAUUUUCUAUCAUUUGCUUGUCUUAGCAAGUAUAAAAGUAAACUCGUCAAAUUAUACAAUUAUUUGUAAAUAAAUACAAAUUAUAUUUUUUACAACACUAUUGCUUGUAUAUCAUUUUGUACCUUGCAAAUCCUUCAAGCCUGUGAGUAAUCUUUCUAGCCUGAAAUACAUCAGAACAUCUCAAUGAUCAGUAGAAAUCAUUACAUGUUCAGAACAUGUUUUGGAAGUUGGCUGAAAGCAAAUCUUUCUGAAGACACAUACUGUGUAUUCAAUUCACGACAUCAAUACACACUCAACAUAGCAUACAAUUAGAACCAACUAAAAAUAUUACGUUACUCUUUCUCAGAUAUCAGACACAGCUACCACAAAACCUUCACAAUCUUCUACUUGGUUAAAUGUAAUACAGUGAUUUGCUUGCCACACUGGAGCUCUAAUACUUAAGUCAAUAGCAGAACUACAGACAAACAAAGAUGUUCCUUAUAAAUAUCACCAACACAACACUUAAGACCAUUACAGUUUGAGCAACAAGAAGGUCACUAAAAUUUACAGAACACACACAGUCAUUUCUAACAGUAGCAUACCCUUGCUACCUACCAUGUGUUCUGAAAGUGUAAAUAUGACAUUAUUUAAUUCCUAACUUGUGGAGAUAAUCACAGCACAGACAGUCUGAAAAGCACUGCAUUCAACUUAUGUAGGAAUCAAUAGUUAUCACAAACUUCAUCGGUUUACUUAACAUUUAAUAAUGCCCAUGGGUUUUCAGCACCAGGUUAGUUGAAAUCUUAAAAUUACUCUCAUCCAACAUAAUUAUGAAAUACAUACUGACAUCUAAAUAUGAAAUUUGACAUAAAACACGUUUCCAUCAAAUAAUAAUUAGCUUGUGAAAAGUCAACACGCACCUAAUCUAACUAGACCACCUUACAAAACAAUCUCAGUAAUGAGGUAGUAAACAGGACAUGUGGUGGAACAUUACUGAUACUUAACAAGGUAAUGUGGAUUAGAUAUAAUUUCUGAAUAUUCAAGUUGUUUCACUUACAAUAUGGGGCACUUCAAUAAUUUGCUGAAACAACUUGAAACAGAAACUAUAACAAUCCUUAUAAGUACUUUUAGUAAUGAUUUUUAUUAAGGCUGGUUAACUCGUCUUUAUAAUGAAUCUGUUCAUGAUUUAAGAAACUAACACUUCAAUAAAAACCAAACCAGCUCUUUAUUAUUAAAACAUCUGUACAAUUGAGCCUACUGGUUAUCAAAAAUACUUCUUCUCAGAAUGAUGCAGCUAUUGUUGAAUAUGAGAAUAUAACAAUAUGUAAUAAUACAAUUCAUAUCUGAACUUAUUUUCAGGAUAACAGAUCAUCAAAUCUGAUUUAAUUAAAUGCAAUACACACAUUAAAACACCAAAAUAUAAAAAGCUCCAGCAUGAACAAGCUCAUUUACACAGGAUUGUCAGAUGAAAACUAAAAUAUAAUUAACUACUACAAUACUUGCAUUUACAGCAGUUAAAUAUAUAUUAACAGGAAACAACUAAUGAUGCACAUCAAUAUAAAAAAACAUUUUCUACAAAAUUCAUUGCACACACAAAAGCAUAUCCCACACAUUAGAGCUGGCUUCAGUCCUUGACUGACAAUCCUUCGAUAUGGUCCCUUAGUACUCGAGACCUAGCAGUAUACAUUGACCACUUCAAAUCCUAGUGGAACUUCCUCUUCUUGAAACCUUUUUUCCCUUUGCCUUUAAUUACUUUCCUCUUCUUAUUCUUCGAACCACCAGAGCUCCCUGGCCCAUCUUCGAACUGAGUUAAAUCGUCUCCCAAGGUCCCAAUAGUCAUUAACUUUCUAUUUCUGUGGUGCUCUUGUUUAGUCACUGGCAGGCGGGUUAGAUAAUUUUCUUCGUAUAUUUCUCUUUCUCUAUCUUCUCUUUUCAUUACAGCCUGCUGUGAGCUCACAUUAGUGAUUUCAGUUGGAGUGUCAAGAUAUUCAUCACACAGUUCUUGCAUCACUGUCAUGCUUAUUGCUCUCUUUUGUGCUCGUUCCUUGAGGCGUUUCUGAUAAUCAGCUUGAUUUUCAUCCCCAUCUAAAAUGUAAUACAUCCAUUUAUACAUGAUGCUGCAUGAAGUAAAUUGAAAAUACGUAAUAUCAACCGGCAUUACCAUAAUGAACCGCAGCUAAUUUUGGUGGAACAUAAACUCCUUUUUUCUCCUUCGAAAACUGCUUGUCUUUUUCUUCAUCCUCAUCACUGUCACUUUCAUCAGAGCCAUUUAGCUAAAACAAUUCAUAUAAAAUGCAUCAUUUAAAUAUAAAAUGUAAUGUUAAAUUCAAAAGAUUAUUCACCUACUUUGGGAAUUAAAUUCUCCGGAUUGGCACGGAAGUUUGUGGGAUCAUCUUCAUUUAUAGACCCUGUCACUGCAGUCUUCACCAAUUUAUCAAUUUGAUACUUCAACUUGUGAUCAAUAGGGCGCAUUUUUUCCAAUACUGUACGUAUCUCAACCAAACGAUCUGCAAUAAAAAUAAAUAUGUGUAAUUGGCACAUCGCAAAUAUUAACACUGUUGCAUUAGAAAAUAAAAAACAGAAAAUUUACCAAUGGCUGGGUCAUCUUCAAUUUUCCGACCAGAACAUUUCCGAAGAACAACAUAUGUCAAAUUUAUGAGGUAACUAAGGAGCAUAUGAUACUUAACCUCCAAAAAACUUAAGCCUUUAUCCGUGGACAUCUCUCCUCGUUUUACACGAGCGAGCAUAUUGUCUACCAGCUGAGUAACUUGCUGUACAUUGUCGUGCAUUUCCCGAAGGAGUUUAAAUGCCUCGGGUAAAUCCCGGGGUACUAUUUCAUCCAAAGCCUGAACCAUGUUAAUAUAAGUUUGGAAUCACAAAUCACAUGACAAACAAACUUCUAAGUUCUACACUCCACGUGGGAACAAUACUUCACAAGCCAUUUUUUUACACAUUCAAAUUAAGUACUUGUAUCACUCAUUGAACAUUUCGAAAUACGAACAUGUCACUUUUCCAUAUUUGAACUUCAUUGCAACUCAAAUGAUUCUCGAAACAAAGCUUUUUGGAUUUUUAAGUUCAUUACCCACGAAAUUCUAUCAUUUGUGUUGAAUUUAGCAGAAUCUCAUUUGACUCGUUUCCUUCGACCCCGGUAGUCUUUGCCGACCCCGGCUCUUCUCUGUGUCUUCGUAGUUUCUUGUAAAGAAAAUUGAUGAAAUUUUAAUUGUUCCUGUAUGAACUAAAGUUACGAUAUUUUUAGAGCAACGUAAUAUAAAACAAGGCUUAGUAUCUGGGAGUUAUUAAAACAUAAUAAAUAAUAUUCAUAGACAAUUCCUAUAGUUGUCUUUGCAAUAAAUGCUAACUUUUGAACUGCGGCAAAAUUUGUUUUACAUUUACUGCAGUCAAUUUUGAAUCCUGUCAUUUUCUACCAUUUAAUACAAUCUCCGUAAGCGAGAGUUCCUACACUAUCACAAAAGGCGAUAGAAAAAUUUGCAUGCGUGAAAGAUUUGGCAGUGACAGGUGACCAACAUCAUGCCGCUAAUGACCCAAGUGAUUUUGUAGAAUUGUAGCGAUAGUUUUACUCCUGAAGGGUUCUGAUAGUUUUUACGUUUGUUUUCACUCAUUCUUCAAUGAGAUUGAUUUUCUCGAACAAAUAUUUACGAGAGAAACAUUAGUAUACAUAUUUCUCAUCAUGGGGUGUGUCAUAUGUGGAUCACAAUUAUUUGGCAGUUCUGGUACUGCAAGUCUCGUAAGCUGCUGAUUGUGAUGGUUCUGGUAGCUGGUGUUGGUGGACACGUCUGGUUGUGAGGGGUGGUUAGAGUUUAUCGUGUUUUAUAUGAAAUUGAAGAAGAAACGUGAUCAUAAAGUAAUCAUCACUGUUUGUAUGUUUCACAUAUGGAUAUUAUUAACAUGUUUAAGUCUCUUAAUGCAAACACAAGAAGCUUUCUAUGUGCCAGGAGUUGCUCCUGUGGAAUUUAGAAAAGGAGCCAGAAUUGACGUGAAAGCAGUAAAAAUGACAAGUACUCACACACAAUUGCCAUACGAGUACUACUCAUUGGAGUUCUGCGUACCAAAAAAUGGCACUUUUAUUUACAAAUCUGAAAAUUUAGGUGAAGUUUUGAGAGGAGACAGAAUAGUAAAUACACCUUAUGAAGUGCAAAUGGCAGAAAAUGUUAAAUGUCGUCUUUUGUGCCAUAAAGAAAAUCAACCUCUGAAUUGGAAAGAAGAGUCUUCUCAGAAAGCAAUUAAUCGAAUACAGCAUGAAUAUUUUGUUCACUUGCUUGUUGAUAAUUUACCUUGUGCAACAAAAGUUGUGAAUCCAGAAGGUGGUGUGCAAUAUGAGCAUGGAUAUCGAUUGGGUGGAAUAACUGCUGAUGGGGUUUACAUAAAUAACCAUUUAAAAUUAAUUCUUCAGUAUCAUAAGCAAACAAAUGAUAUGUACCGUGUUGUGGGAUUUGAAGUAGAAGCUCAAAGUGUUGAUCUCACACAACUGAAAUUUGAAGGGGAUACUUGUUCCUUUCCAUCACAUGCCAAGCCUCAAUAUAUAAACAUGCGUGCCGGAACUAAAUUGUAUUUUACUUAUUCUGUUGAGUGGCAAGAAUCAGAUGUCAGUUGGGCAUCCCGGUGGGACAUUUAUCUUGGAAUGAAUGAUGUUCAAAUCCAUUGGUUCUCCAUUAUCAAUUCUUUAGUGGUUGUGUUUUUUUUAUCAGGUAUUUUGACCAUGAUUAUGGUGCGUACUCUGCGUCGUGAUAUUGCUCGAUAUAAUGCAGAUGAAGGGCCUGAAGAAGCUAUAGAAGAAACAGGCUGGAAACUUGUCCAUGGAGAUGUGUUCAGGCCACCCCGAUAUCCAAGAUUGUUUGCUGCUGUUAUUGGCAGUGGCAUUCAAAUCUUCUUCAUGGCUUUAAUUACAAUAUUUUUUGCUAUGCUUGGAAUGUUGUCACCUGCAUCAAGAGGAGCUCUCAUGACUGCAGCCAUAUUCCUGUAUGUUUUCAUGGGAUUAAUUGCAGGGUACUUUUCUGCACGACUGUACAAGACAAUGAAGGGUAGACAGUGGAAGCGAGCUGCGUUUUUGGCAGCAACACUUUAUCCUGCCAUUGUUUUUGGACUGUGUUUUUUUUUGAAUUUUUUUAUUUGGGGCAAACACUCAAGUGGUGCAGUGCCAUUUUCCACCAUGAUGUCACUCCUCUGCUUGUGGUUUGGCAUAUCUUUGCCUUUAGUUUACUUGGGGUAUUAUUUUGGCUACCGGAAACAACCUUUUCAGCAUCCAGUGCGCACAAAUCAAAUUCCUCGUCAAGUUCCUGACCAGUUAUGGUAUAUGAAUCCUUUUCUCUGCACGUUGAUGGCUGGAGUUUUGCCAUUUGGAGCUGUUUUUAUAGAGUUAUUUUUUAUUUUUACUGCCAUUUGGGAGAACCAGUUCUAUUACCUCUUUGGAUUUUUGUUUCUGGUCUUCAUCAUUCUUGUGGUGUCCUGCUCUCAAAUCUCAAUUGUGAUGGUGUAUUUCCAGUUGUGUGGAGAGGACUACCAUUGGUGGUGGAGAAGUUUUAUUGUGUCAGGUGGUUCAGCUGUGUAUGUUUUUGCUUACUCAGUUUUCUAUUUUGCCACCAAAUUGGAAAUAACUGAAUUUAUUCCCACACUAUUGUACUUUGGCUACACUGGUAUCAUGGUGCUAACUUUCUGGCUUCUUACUGGAACAAUUGGAUUUUUUGCUGCAUAUGCUUUCAUUCGUAAGAUUUAUGCAGCUGUGAAAAUUGAUUGAAAUACCUGUUUCUUCUAUGUGACAUUAAAAACAUGGGGACCACUCAGAAUUGGAUACCAAUUUGUUGUUUUUUUUUUAUUUGCAACGACAAUUAAACUGUAGUACGAGGAAUACAAGUAAAUGACACACUGUUUCUUUUUUAAAUUUAUUUAAUUUUUAUUUUUUUAACUUUCUUCCUGUGAUUUUCAAAUUUGCCUUCAUUGAUCUCCAGUGCUUAUUGCCAUUGGAGAAGGUCCCAUGUUUAAAAAACCUUUCUUGUGCCUGAGGCAACAUGGAAUUUCCAGAAGAGUCAAGAAUUGUGACAGAUGUUUCAGGGAACUGUGAUGUAUCUCACAAAUGUCACACAGCAUAUCUAAAACUCAGUAUUAUUGGUCAGUGAACAUUUUGGGAUUAUGAAUCUAAGACAAUGUUGUGAGAUAGAUGAUAUAUUUAUUUUUAAAUCUUCAGUGCAUGCAUUGUUGUUUGCUUGUAAUGUGAAUCAGAUACAUACAGAAUGUGCUGCCAGAGUGUACAAGAAGAGUACUUUUGCUUCGUAAGUGGUCAUUCAUAAUAUUGGUGCAUUCCCUUUCAAAUUGAACUUUUUUUAAAAAAUUUGUUAUUAGAAGUUGUCACAAUUUGGUUGCUCAGUUGUGUGUGUAAAGUGAUUUAUUGAAUUUAUAAAUAGUUUUAUUUCCAGGAUAUUGAGGUUAAUGUGUGAAUUGUUGAAUUAUUUAUGUAGGAACAAGACUUGUCCAAAUUUUUUAACAAAUAAUGUGUGCAGUGAAUUGUCUUUGAAGAUCCUUUAUCUUUUAUAUCAAAGACCUUGUUAGUCAGAUCCAUUUGUAGUAUAAGAAGCUAGGAUCAUUCUGAAUGGAAUUGAAACUUGCAUUGUGUAAAUGUAGCUAAGAAUAAUGAUUCUAAUGUGUGUUUGAAAAUUUCUUGAUUUCUCUAAAGUACUUACUAUGGGGUUUUGGAUCCUUUCAUGGUUAUUUAUUCCGCAACAACUGGAAACACAAAAUAUUGUUUUCAUUUAACUUUUAUUAUGACAUUUGUUGCUUUAAGUUAAAAUCCGAAUUACCAACUUUAAGUGUGAACAUCCAUCAUUUCCUAAUGGAGACACUCAAGAUCAAGUCUUUCAAUUCAUUCACAGUAGAAUGCAUUGUGUUUGAUGUACAUAUGUAUAUAAGUAGUUACACCAGUGAUUGCAAAUUUUGUGUGUAUGUUGUAUAGUUAAGAUUACCCUUUGUUGACAAAACUUAGAAGAUGAAGUGCUUGGUAGCUAAUUGUAUAGAAUGCUUCAGUUGUUUGGUUUGAUCGUAUUGAUUCUUUGAAAGUACUAUUUUAUAAUGUAAAUGAUUUACUUGUAAUGCAUUCACAUAGAGGAAGUAAUUAUGCUCCAUCCAUGACAUUGUUUUAAAGCAAGGAAUUGGUGAGCAAUUGCUGCAGUUACUUCAAGAAAUACUGAAGCUUUUGGAUUGUAAACCUUUGCUUUCUCUAAGAUGAGGUAUGAUAGUGGAUUGCAAUUUGAGAUGAAAAUGUUAUUAUAGUUGCUGUAUAUUCAUGUAUGAUUUACAUUGUAAUAUAUAUAUGUUCUGUAUAUUUAUUUUGUCUUUCUUUACAUCAUUUUCUUUUUUAAAAGAAAUUUUUGUGAACAAGAAGAUGCUUAAAACUCUUGAAAUGAGCGAACAUCAAGAAAAUAUAUUAUAAUUUUAUUAAAAUGCCAUUGUGCACAAAG